AUGGCGGACGACGAACAUCGCGUCAAGCGCUCUCGAUUUGACCAAACGGAACCUGAACCCCGGCGGUCCCGAUUUGACCGGCGCUCUCGCUCUCCGUCAAACCGCCUGUCGGAACCGGCACGUACUCGCAGUCCGUUGAGCCGUCCGCUGAGUCGCAGCCCUGGCGCAGACUCCCCAGCAAGGCCGUCUGAUCCUGCGGCCGCUGCAGCGGCGGCAGCAGCCAAGAUUAAUGCACAACUCCAGGCGAAAAAGGGCAUCCAACAUGUCGAUGUCCCGCCUAUCCGAUCCGGCGAUAAUGCGACAGCGAAGUCCGAGUCGCCCAAUGCCGAGGGCGCCACCAAGUUGAACGCCGAAAUCUAUGUCGCGGACGGAGACUAUAUCAAGGACAUUGAGAUCAAUGAUCUGCGCAAUCGUUAUACCCUAACGAAGGGGUCGACUCAGAAGAUGAACUUCUCGCUCACCUUUUUUCUCUCUCAAGAUGUGACAACCCGCGGCAACUAUUACCCGGAUAAAAACAUGGCAACUGCUGCUAGCCCUCCCCUUUAUCUUCAUGUGACCAGCACCAAUAAAGAGGGUCUUGAGAAAGCAGUCGCUAUGAUUAAUGAUCUCAUGCAGAAAGAACUUCCGAACCUGGUUGACGAGCGACGAUUCCGCCGCCGCGAGCCCGAACAGCAGGUUGAGCGGGAUGAAUAUGGCCGUCGCAAAUGGCCCGAUGCCCGUAUCCCCAUCGACCUGGAGCCAAUCCCCGGUUUCAACUUGCGAGCUCAGGUCGUGGGUCAGGGUGGUGCUUAUGUGAAGCACAUUCAACAGCAGACUCGGUGCCGCGUUCAGAUUAAAGGCCGUAAUUCUGGUUUCAUUGAACAAGCAACAGGCCGUGAAAGUGAUGAACCGAUGUUCCUUCAUGUGGCUGGCCCUGAUGCCGACGACGUGAACAAAGCGAAGGAGCUAUGCGAGGACCUUCUCAGCAAUGUUAAGGAGCAGUACCAACGUUUCAAAGAGAACCCACCCCAGCAUAACUAUGGUGGAUACGGCAACCGCGGUGGUGACCGUGGCGACCGCUACCAGGGCGAUCGCUACCAAGGUGGAGGUGGUGGUGGUGGAUACGGUGGCGGCUACGGUAAUCGCCAGCAUAAUAACCUAUCCCCUAGCCCUGCAGGUCAAGCCGCUGCUGCCUCUCCGGCUGCUGCCUCCCCCACGGCCGCCGCCGACUACAGCGCCCAGUACGCCCAGUACUAUGGCACUGCUGACCCGUACGCUGCCUAUGGUGGUUACCAGAACUACGUCGCUUACUACCAGUACUAUCAACAAAUGGCUGCGGCCCAGCAGCAGGCAGAUGGCACUACCCCGGCCCCUCCCCCAGCCAGCGAGGCCGCUCCUCCUCCUCCUCCACCUCCUGGCUCGGGAUCCCCACCGCCUCCCCCGCCAGGUGGUAGUGGGUACAGCGCUGUCCCUCCCCCUCCUGGUCUCUGA
This is a messenger RNA of Penicillium bovifimosum, 1470 nucleotides long. RefSeq names its product KH domain-containing protein. The record is from RefSeq and is a predicted model, not a curated record. Bases 1 to 1470 code for a protein of 489 amino acids. Gene Ontology annotation, molecular function: RNA binding. Gene Ontology annotation, cellular component: nucleus. The transcript has 8 exons. NCBI's taxonomy places the organism in Eukaryota, Fungi, Ascomycota, Eurotiomycetes, Eurotiales, Aspergillaceae.